This is a messenger RNA of Closterium sp. Naga37s-1, 1113 nucleotides long. NCBI's taxonomy places the organism in Eukaryota, Viridiplantae, Streptophyta, Zygnematophyceae, Desmidiales, Closteriaceae. The record is from the annotation of a GenBank genome assembly.
AUGUCACUAUCUGCUUUCAUAUCGACAAUACACUGCUGCCACCCUUCCCCAGCUGCUGCUGCCACUCCCACUGCUGCUACCACCACAGCCCCCUCUGCUGAUUGCGCAUCCCGUGUGUUCAGUCGCUCCCGCUGUCCCAAGUUCCCCAUGUCGCUCGUGGCACAAGCAACAGAUGGGUGGACACCCCCUUUCUCCUCCCGCCAUGCAGAGGGCGGUGCACCUCUGUCGGUGUGGCAGUGCCUGGAUGUGACCGCGGGUGUGCUGCGCGGGCUGAAGCACAUCCAGAGCCAUGGGGUCGUGCAUGGCCGCAUACACCCACGCAACAUCCUGCUUGAUACCGCGCUGCAGCCUGUCUUGGCUGGUUGCAUGGCCGUGAAAAUGGGCGACCCACUACCAUCCAUCCCCACAGCACCACCACCACCAGCAGCAGCCACAUCAACAUCAGCAGCAUUGCCAGCGCCAGCAGCAGGAGCAUGGGUGGCAUCAGCAGGGAGGGUGACACGGCCACCUGCCAACCAUGCAUACAUGGAUCCAAUCCUGCAUGCCUCUGGACGCACCACGCCCUCCACCGAUGUCUUCAGCAUUGGUGUGGUGAUGCUGCAGCUCAUCACUGGACGGCCUGUCUUGAUAUCCACAGCUGCAGGCAAUGAUUGGCAAGGCAACAGCUCUGGCCCCAGAGGAGAUGGCAGUAGCAGCAACGGCGUUAGCAUAAACGGCUACAGCAGCAGCAGCAGCAGCAGCAGCAGCAGCAGCAGCAGCAGUAUGAUCUGCAGCUUUAGUGGCAGCAGCUCAGUGCACAUUCGGGACUGGGCACAGCACCUAAUAUCUCGCAAUAUCACAUCCAACCUGCGCGCCGCCCACCUGCCCCAAGCACCCGACGCCAUCGUGCUGCCCAUGGUCCGCCUCGCCCUCUCCUGCUCCGCUUCCGACUCCCUCUCCCGCCCCACUGUCACCGACCUGCUCCGCUCCAUCAAGGCUCUCAAGCGCUCCCUCUCCGCCCACCCGCGCCCAGCUCUGCCGAUCAUUCCAGGGAAAAGCAGGAACGGUGAUAUGCCCAAUGCUACAGACAGUGGGGGGGAUGGAGCAGAUACGUUAUUAGACUAUUUAGUCUGA